Daucus carota subsp. sativus is the source of this 1502-nucleotide messenger RNA. RefSeq names its product actin. Lineage: Eukaryota; Viridiplantae; Streptophyta; Magnoliopsida; Apiales; Apiaceae. Bases 132 to 1265 code for a protein of 377 amino acids. The record is from RefSeq and is a predicted model, not a curated record. The transcript has 5 exons. Gene Ontology annotation, cellular component: cytoplasm.
GAGGGCCGAGUCCGUCGGAGAAACAACAAUUUCAUUCCUCAUUUCCAUCCUUUAAUUAUAAGACUACAUUUCUUCUCAUUCAUUCUUCAUUUUUCACAUUCCCCUUCUCUACAUUUCACUCCGAUUAGGAAAUGGCAGAAGCCGAGGAUAUUCAACCUCUCGUAUGUGAUAAUGGAACUGGAAUGGUCAAGGCAAGAUUUGCAGGAGAUGAUGCUCCGAGAGCUGUGUUCCCUAGCAUCGUGGGGCGCCCACGACACACGGGUGUGAUGGUGGGUAUGGGACAGAAAGAUGCCUAUGUUGGAGAUGAGGCUCAGUCCAAGAGAGGUAUUUUGACUCUCAAAUACCCCAUUGAGCAUGGGAUUGUUAACAAUUGGGAUGAUAUGGAGAAGAUUUGGCAUCACACCUUCUACAAUGAGCUCCGUGUGGCUCCAGAGGAGCAUCCAGUUCUUCUUACAGAAGCUCCUCUCAAUCCCAAGGCCAAUCGUGAAAAGAUGACUCAGAUCAUGUUUGAGACAUUCAACACGCCUGCAAUGUAUGUUUCUAUUCAAGCCGUUCUUUCUCUCUAUGCCAGUGGCCGUACGACUGGUAUCGUGCUGGACUCUGGUGAUGGUGUCAGCCAUACAGUGCCUAUUUAUGAAGGAUAUUCCCUUCCACAUGCCAUCCUGCGUCUUGAUCUGGCAGGGCGUGACCUCACGGAUGCUCUCAUGAAGAUACUCACAGAGCGUGGUUACUCUUUCACCACCACAGCAGAGCGUGAAAUUGUGAGGGACAUGAAAGAGAAGCUGGCCUACAUUGCUCUUGACUAUGAACAAGAGCUGGAAACUUCAAAAACCAGCUCUGCUGUAGAGAAGAGCUACGAACUUCCUGAUGGACAAGUCAUCACCAUUGGUGCUGAGCGAUUCCGCUGUCCAGAAGUCCUCUUCCAGCCAUCAAUGAUUGGAAUGGAAGCUGCUGGAAUUCACGAAACUGCAUACAACUCUAUCAUGAAGUGCGACGUGGAUAUUAGGAAGGAGCUUUAUGGAAACAUAGUUCUCAGUGGUGGAACCACCAUGUUCCCAGGCAUUGCUGACAGAAUGAGCAAAGAAAUCACAGCUUUGGCACCAAGUAGCAUGAAAAUUAAGGUGGUGGCACCUCCGGAGAGGAAGUACAGUGUGUGGAUUGGAGGCUCUAUCUUGGCAUCCCUCAGCACAUUUCAGCAGAUGUGGAUUGCAAAGGCAGAGUACGACGAAUCUGGGCCAUCAAUUGUUCACAGGAAAUGCUUUUAAGUACUCAGACCUGAAAGAAGUGAUGGUUGCGGAGCUAUAUCUGUUUUGUGAUGUCGGAAAGCUUUUGAUAAUACUUUUACAGCACUAUCUUGUUUCUAUGUUUUUCAGUUUUGUAUGUUUUGUUGGUAAACUCUGUCUAUUUAUCUAAUGUUGGAGGCUGGAUCAUACUAAGAUUCAAAGUUUCCUUUAAUAAUAUUUUGUAGAAGAUUGUUCAUUUUUAAUGUUUUCAUUGGUCUC